Diuraphis noxia (Russian wheat aphid) is the source of this 2022-nucleotide messenger RNA. RefSeq lists its product as uncharacterized. The record is from RefSeq and is a predicted model, not a curated record. Lineage: Eukaryota; Metazoa; Arthropoda; Insecta; Hemiptera; Aphididae.
AUGGAAAAAAAUCAUUUGCUACAAAAUCCGAUCCCUAGUGGUGGCCUUGGUACAGAUUAUUUUGGGAUUUUGGAUCAAGAUUUGUCAUUUGUUUUUCAGAUAUAUGUAGCUUUUCUAGGACUCCUAUUUGUGUCCACCACAUUUGCGGACGUCAAGUCGGCGAAUAAGAACGAUAAGAAAAGAGACACCUUAUUCGACCCAUCCUUCGCAUUUGGAGCCAAGACUUUUGGCUCAUCCACCCCGGCCCCAUUUGCGUUUGGCGGCUCGUUCUCGUCGACUGCUGCACCAUUCAAAUCCGUUUCUUACAGCUCCACACCAGCUCCAUUCGCAUACGGUAACUCUUUUGCCUCAAAUUCCUACUCCAACGCCGCCGCAGCUCAAUCAUUCGAUGCAGCAUCAUUCAUUGGAUCUUCCACACCUACUCCAUUCUACGAUGGAUCAUUUGUUUCUUCCACCCCAGCUGCUCUAAUUGGCUCAUCUACGCCAGCACCUUUCAUAUCUGGAGCCGCAGUAUCGGACGCAAGCUUUGCAUAUUCUUCCACCCCGGCUUCAAUUUUAGCAGGUGGAGCUUCGCCCGCUAUUUCAUCUAACCCAGAAGCAGUUCUUUUAAAUAGGUCACCGGCUUUUGCUACAUCGUAUGGUUCAUACUAUUCUGGAGCUUUUGCCCCGUCUUACUCUCAAGGAACUAUCAUCAAAUCUGACUCUAUUAGCCAUGAUGCUUUGGAAGUUCCAGUCGUAUCUAACGCCCCUGCACCCCAACAUGAAGUUACCAUCCAUAAGGAAGUUCCAGUUCCAUACUACGUCCAAGUUGAAAAAAGAGUUCCAUACCCCGUCUAUGUUCGAGUACCACACCCAUACCAAGUCACUGUAGAAAAACACGUGCCAUACGCUGUUAAAGUUAAUGUAGACCGUCCAGUUCACGUUCCUCAGCCAUACCCAGUAGAAGUUGAAAAGAGAGUGCCAUAUCCUGUUGAAAAGCCAGUACCUUAUGAAGUKAAAGUACCAGUUGACAGGCCGUACGCAGUUCCAGUUCCAGUUGAGAAACCUGUCCCGUACGCAGUUGAGAAACCCGUUCCUUACCCAGUGAGAGUAAAUGUUGACAGGCCUUACCCCGUUGAAAAACCAGUGCCAUACCCAGUAGCUGUCGAAAAGCCAGUGCCAUACSCMGUAGAAAAAGCUGUGCCAUACCCAGUAGAAAAAUUAGUCCCAUAUGCCGUUGAAAAGAGGGUACCUUAUCCAGUAAGGCACGACGUUCCAGUUAAUGUUCCAGUACCAGUAGAAGUUAAAGUUCCAGUAUCCGUCGACAGACCCGUMCCAUAUCCAGUAGAAAAGAGAGUUCCAUAUCCAGUUCAAGUUCCAGUUGAAGUUAAGGUCCCAGUCCCGGUUGCAGCUCCAGCUCAACGUUUUGCUACUGUCCACUAUUAUCAACAAUCUCCAGUUGCUUUAGGAUAUGAAUCCAGCCAAGCUCUCAUUGGUCAAUCUGGUUACAAAUCAUUCUCAUCUGGUUUGGCUCAAGGUUAUGGAAGUGCAUUCUACAGCUCUACUCCAGCAACUGGAAGUGCAUUAUUCAGCUCUACCGCUAGCCCAAUARGCGCAUACAGCUCUACCRCUAGCCCAAUAAGCGCAUACAGUUCAACUGCCAGCCCGGCUGGUUUCUACGGCUCAAACAUCGUCCAAGAUGGUUUCGUCAGUUCAUCCGCGUCUCCUUUCAAUUUCGGCCAACAAUCUUUCUUCGGAUCUUCGACACCAGCUCCAUUUAACACUUUCUCCGGUAAUUCAGCAUCAUCUGAUGCAUCAUCUCUUUUCAAAUCCGCUAGCAUUGGAUCUGAAAUUAAAGAGGAGGUUGCCAUUGGAGGAGCAUCUUUGAAGUCACAAGAAUUUAAAGCUAACAACAUUGACGUUAUUAAGAAAUAGAUUUUAGAAAACUUGAGUUUAUCUAAUAUGGAAUUUUCAUUAUUUUGUAUGUUCRCUAAAUAAUGGAAAAAUGUUUUAUUCAUUUUCAUAUUUUUUAAACGAUUUCUU